UCCGCCCCGCCCCGCUGUCCCUUCCGCGCUCCGGCCCCGCUCGGCCCCGUGAGCGUUAUGGCUUCGGUGGCGAACCCCGGGCAGGGCGGCUCCGCGCCGCCCCUGGCUGUACAACGCGGUAUCGUUAAGAUGGUGCUCUCGGGCUGUGCCAUCAUCGUGCGGGGGCAGCCCCGUGGAGGACCCCCUCCCGAACGUCAGAUCAACCUCAGCAACAUCCGUGCAGGCAGCCUGGCACGCCGCGCCGCCGCCGGGCAGCCCGAUGCCAGGGAUACCCCGGAUGAGCCCUGGGGUUUCCCGGCCCGUGAAUUCCUGCGGAAGAAGCUGAUUGGGAAGGAGGUGUGCUUCACUGUGGAGUACAAGACCCCCCAGGGCAGGGAAUAUGGCAUGGUGUACCUGGGCAGAGACACGAGUGGUGAGAACAUCGCCGAGUCGCUGGUGGCGGAGGGGCUGGCAUCGCGCCGGGAGGGGAUCCGCGCCAACAAGUACGUAUGAACCCAGCUUGGUGAUGGGGGGGGGCUGUGGGUACCCC
Molecule: messenger RNA, 529 nt
Organism: Tympanuchus pallidicinctus (lesser prairie-chicken)
Lineage: Eukaryota; Metazoa; Chordata; Aves; Galliformes; Phasianidae
Gene: SND1
Product: staphylococcal nuclease and tudor domain containing 1
Exons: 4
Coding region: 58-492 (144 amino acids)
Biological process (GO): mRNA catabolic process
Cellular component (GO): nucleus; cytosol
Molecular function (GO): RNA binding; nuclease activity
Source: RefSeq, a predicted model, not a curated record